UGUUUUGCAAAAUUAAAUUACUACAUAUCUUUCAGUUAUGAUAUGAUUGUGUUGGGUAAUAAAAUGUAAGAAAAUCCCGCAGAGUUAUUUAGCUCAGAAACAAUUCGACGGAAAAAAAGGGAUUAAGUUAAAAUAAGUCAAUGAUUUUUCACCUAUGUACUUGAAAUGUAUAGGUAAAUUGCGACGGAUCUCACGGAACGGAGUGUCUAUGAAGACGCUUAUGUGGAUAUGGACCCUUACGGAUCAGCCCGACUCUUCCGUUUACGUUUGUCCGUGAAACCAAUAAAAGCGGAGUAUUUGGCCACGGCGGUAACAAUGUUGCGUGAGUAAUGAUGGAGGAACCGGAAGAAAUGGGCAGUUGGGUUCGAAAGAGAAUUCUAGGUGCAGGAGGUUUUGGUCAGGUUUCGCUAUGGGAAAACUGCAAAACAGGCGAAUUACUCGCCAUCAAGAAGCUGGAGUACAGCUCGGACCGCCAGCUGUCGGAGCUGCAGAAGGAGCGCUGGUCCAAGGAGGUGCAGAUAAUGCUGCGGCUGUCGCACCCCAACGUGGUGAAGGCGUUGCCCGUGCCGGAGGACAUGGAGGGCUUCCUGACGGGCAUGCCCGUCCUCUGCAUGGAGUUCUGCUCCCGGGGCGACCUGCGGCAGGUGCUGAGGCGGAGCGAGAAUUGCUGCGGACUGCCGGAGUGUGACGUCCGGGCCAUCAUCGGAGACGUCACGAGUGCCCUGCAGUAUCUUCACAGCCAGAAGAUCACCCACAGGGACAUGAAACCAGAGAACAUUGUUCUGCAGGAACAAAAUGGAAUUGUUGUGUACAAACUCACGGACCUGGGCUACGCGAAGGAGUUGGACCAGAGCAGUUUGUGCACCUCCUUCGUGGGUACCUUGCACUACAUAGCACCGGAACUGUUCACGGACAAGAAGUAUACCAGUUCUGUGGAUUUCUGGAGUUUAGGACUUAUAACGCAUGAAGUGAUUACAGGGGUGAGGCCUUUCCUACACCCUAAUGCUCCUCCAAACUGGAUGGACAUUGUGAGAAAGAAGUCUCCCACUCACAUUACUGUGUACAAAGAGAAGACUGGGAAGAUAAUAUUCAGUCCUACGCUGUUUUCAGAAGUCCACAUUUCUUCAAUUUUGAAAUCCUACGUGGAGAAAUGGUUGCGAUUACUUCUGGAAUGGGAUCCAAGAAAACGUGGGCGGGACCUGAGCAAGCCUAAAGAAUCUCAAGUAAUAGUUUUCAACGUCAUCAACGAAAUACUAAAGAAGAAGGUUUUGACAGUCUUCUGCGUGGCCACGUAUUCCUGGCUGUCGUACGAGAUCGACGACAGCACUCCAGUGAGGACGGUUCAGGAGUGGAUCGAAAGGGAUGCGGAACUAGCAGUGGCAGAUCAGGAACUGGUUCUCCCGUCCGGCGACCCUGUUGACGUAGCCGGCGAAGCAGUCCAGUGCUGGGUUCCCCCAGAAACAUUCUACGAUGAUGAGGACGAGGCGAUGGUGUUCGCGUACCGCAAGGGAACGCUGCGGCUGCCCGAGGUGAAGCCCGUGUUCCCCGCCUCGGUGGUCGCCAUGCUCGAGUACCCCGAGGAGCAGCUGGACCCCCAGCAGCGCCGGAGGACGUGGGCGCACGCCUCGUACUUCGUGCGCCAGGAGCGCGACCUCUUCCGGCUCUACUGCGCCGCUUGCAAGAUCAAGGCUUUGCUGUUGGGAUCUUUGAAAAAGAAGAUGCACCAGCUGUACGAGGAGACGUUUCGCCUGAUGCUGCAGCUGGAAGCUCAAGAGAAGCUGUGUCAAGAGCUGCUGAACAUCGAUGUGGACGAGUGCAAGAAGAACGGUUUUGGGCCUCCGGUGAGCUGGAUCAAGUCCAUGGCUGUGGUUAAGGAGAAAAGGCAGAAGAUUCAGGAGCCGCUGAACCGCUUGGCUUCCUUGAGCGAGGACGUGGAGAGGAAGUCGGACCGGUUUCAAGUGAUCCCGGUCGUGGCCCGGUCCUGCGUCAUUCUGGACAAUUUGUUGAAGAAGGCGGAGAAUUGCUUCGACAGCUUGCGACGCAAGGAUCCCAGCGACAGGCAGGCAGACAAGAGCAUGGUGCGAGUGGUGUUCGACACACUGCAGUCCAGACACAAGAUGCUGCACGACAAAGACUUCAUUGCUCACGUCGAUGCUAUCGCCGGCACGCAGAUGGAGAUGGAAAAAGUGAUUUCCUGUCUUUCUUUAACCCAAGAGAAUAUUUUGGAUCUUAUGGAAGAAUUUAAAAGUACACAGCUCAUGCGGCAACAAAGCAUUUGGUCUUUCAUGAAGUUCCAAAACGACUCUAGAAGGGGAAACCACCAGCCGCUGGGUUCUGGGUCGUCUGAACUUCGAGGUCCUGUCGGUGCCUUGCCACGAAAGGACAGUGCCACGAGCUCGAGCAACCCAGAAGAGACCAACUCUGCCGCUCCCGAGCACUUGUCAAGGUUGGCAAUAGAGUCGCAUUCCUCUGGUUUGGAACGCGACAUAUCUACCGUGCCGACUGAGAACGAGCUGACAGUGGGGAUAACGCAGACUUCGGAAUCUCAGCCGAUUGACACGCCAUUACUGGUAGCAUCUGAGUUGGCACCCGAAACUUCAGCCACAUUUUUGUUGGGAUGGCAACCACAAGACGUGAACUACAAGUCUGUGGUUAUAAAUAACAUCUCUCUUAGGCACGAAACAAUGAAGCUGAUGGAGGAAACGUCAAAGAGCUUAACUGUGCUGAUGGACGAAACAAGCAGUUUGCUGCAGUUGGACGAAUCCGACACAAAGUAGCAUAUGAUUGGUGCCUGUUAUGGAAGAAGUUGGUAAAGAAGACUUAUGGAUGUGUUAAAGACUUAAUUUUUUUUGAAGUUAUACUUAUUUAGGCGCAUUAUGAAAAAAUGAUGAGUGAAAUUUUAAGAUGUGCACACAUCACUGUAACACAAAAUUAACAGGUUGAAGCUGCCUGCUAAACCGCUCAUUAAGUCUCGAAAGAAAGCUACCAACAAAAUAGAAAUAAAACCUCUAUUAUUCGUGCAUGUUGGCACACUUAAAAACUAUUUUUUAAUGAUGCCAAAGAAGUAUAACUUCUCACGCGCGUACAUAAGUACACGCACCCAUUUUUUUAAAAAUAGUAUGUAUAGAAAUGUUUUAUAAUCAGAUUUAAAUCUUGUGAAUACAAGUAAGUCCGUGCUAGGAACCAUAAUUUGCAGUUAUGUAUCAAGUAUUUUAAAAGGUAAAAAAAUAUGCAAGGUGUCUACUUGGUAAUGGUUGUGUUUUUUACAACGCUUAUUGUUAGCUUCACUUGUAUGUAUGUAUUAAUGAAUGGAUGAAUUAAUUAAUCAAUUUAAUACAGAGUUGUGGUGCAUUAUUUGGCUGUUGAACAAAAAACUUAAAUAAAAAUUUUAUUUUUUAAUAUUUAGUUCAAUUAACUAUAAAAACAGUUUUUUUUUUAGUUUUUUAAACUAUAAGUUUAUUUUUUUGUAUUGUUUAUCAUACCUACAUGAAGUAUUGAUUUCGUUUUCUUUGAAUGGUAUGUCAAUGUAGAUACCAUAAUUAUGAACAAAUAGUAUGAAGCCUGAAAAAAAAGUUAUAUAUUGUACGUGAUUAUCCAUCUAAUGCGUGCAUUGGUAGAAACAUCAAUUCCUUUGGUGCACAAUUGGCGUUUUCAAGAUUUUAAUUUUUUUUUCUCUCUUAACGUUAUCUACUAGGCACGUUAGUGACAAUGAAUUUUAAGUUAACGGUUCUUAAUAACAUGAGGAAAUCUCAAAGUUAAUGUUUUCUUUGGAUGCUGUCAAAGGUACCCGUGGAGGCUAUGAUGAUAAUUAAAAAAAUGGAGGGAACCAAAUGUUGAAGUACUGCUUGUUUUCUAACUAGUAUAUCUUUGUACAGCAGACAUUUGUACAUUGAGGCAGAUAAAACUAAACUGUAUUAAAAGUGUGAAUCUGAUUAAUUCAAGUGUGCUAAAUAUCCUAAAUGAAAUGAGCUAAGUAUGAUCUCAAAAAUAAGACAACUUCAAGUUAAAGGUGAUCUCAUAUGUAAAGUAGAACUGUAGCAAAUCGUAUGUAUUCGUUACUGAGUAACGGGUGCGCCGUCUAUAUACGAGUAACGAAACUUUACACACGGCUGCAUUUCGUUACUCGCAUGUUUCGUAUGUUUCACGCAUGCGCGCGCAUAUUCGAUGAAUUUACGUUACAAAGAACGAUGUUUGUUUAUUAAGUAAAGUAUAAUUUGGAAAUUCGUCAUCCAAGUUUUUUUUUACUGUUUAUUAAAGGUAUUGUGUGUGUAGACAAAGUUUGAGAUUGGAACAGAAACAACGUAAGAAAGUAUUUUUUACAAAUUAGAAAUAUGUAUGUUUUUGUUUUUUAUUAUAGCGAAUUUUGACGUUUUUAUUAUUAUCUUAAAAGAGAUAAUAUAAUAAGGCCGCUCUAAUGAGAUUUAAUUGUUUCUUGGUUAAGAAAAACUGUUAAUUAUCAAAUAUUGUUAAUUGUAUAUAUUCUAUUUAUUAUUAUUUACGCGACGUCAUAUUGUACGCGUACGCAAUACGACUCGAUUCGUUGCAUGUUAUGCGGUAUCAGAAGUAACGAGUAACGAUAAAAUAGUAACGAGUACUGAUUGUUAUAGUAACGAAUACAUACGGGUACACUUUUUUCGUUACUUUUACACCUCUAAUGUAAAGUGAGCUCAAAUAUUAGACAACCUCGUUUCGAACCCUGCGUUCGCAAAAAUUCGAGAUAGCUGCAGUCUUUGAUUGUAUCUCUUAUAGAGUUGCCCCCUGUGAAAAUUAUACAAAAAAAAGUUCCUUCAGUUUUGUAGAGAGUUAUAGUUUACUGAUAUAACAUUUUGUCAGAAAUUUUCUGUACGACUAAAUUUUCUGUAUGAACCAGUGCAGCAAAAUUGUGAAACGUUUGGACCCUCCCAAAAGCAAAAAUUGUGUUAAAACUACAUAUUCAUUCCACCACUUGGGUACACACGUCAUAUUUACGUGUCCCUUGCGAUGAGAUUUUACAUUUUGUAAAUGCAAUAUUUGACAACCUAAGUUUUUUGACGUGACGUCUAAUAAAUCUAUGAACGCCGGCUGCAUGCACGAAAAAGUGUCCCGUAGCACACAUUGUCCCACUACGGAUGUCCCACUACGGAUGUGUCCUAUUAUGCUCAUUGUACGCAUGCGUGGCAUCUCUCUUCCACUCGAUUGGAACAACCAUCGAUUUGACUUUUCAAUCAUAUUUUCAUUGUUUGAAUUAUUAAUAUUAUGUAAUUUAACGAUCGUCCACUGAUUUUCAGCACAAUCGGUACGGUUAUUAAUUUCCCGCCUACCACUAUAUGAAAUAAACAUGGCGGACUACAUACUUUUUUAAAACUUCCACAACACAAAACAAAAUGUUAAAUAUAAAUAUAUAUAUAUAACAUCUGAAACAAUUGUUUCCAAUAUGGCCUCGUGGCCUUGCGGUUAGCAUCGCUGAUUACCAAUCCAAAAGUUGACGGAGCGAAUCCCGGCCGCUGCAAUUCUUUCAUUUUUGUACUUGUAAAAAUAAAUACGGUGCACGUGACACUACAAAAGUAAUAAAUAUAUUUGAAUUAAUGAAUGCAAAUAAAAGUAAAUUUAUCAAUUAAAUUGUAGAUUUCAUUUCACUCCUCCUUUGUAUCCAUACAAAAUAGUGAUGAUUCAAUAAAAAAUAUUCGAUUUUAUUCAUAAAAGUAUGCAGAGGUAGAUUUUAUCAUACCAAAGAUUGAAAAAUUAAAAAAAAAAUUUCUUCCUCAAAGAAUAUAAUAUUUUUAAUGCCUAAAUGGUUUGGUUGCAAAAACCUAUUACUGCACAGUCUCAGGCCGAAUAUGAUAUUUAAUUUUCUUCUGGAUCAAUCAUUUCAUCAAUGUUUUGUUAUGACGUCACGUUAAACUAUCGUCCGUAAACCAAAUUUACAGAAAACCAAUUUUUUUUAGUAUGAGUGAUCCAAUGAAUGAAUUGAGGCUUAUGUAUCGUCAGCAUCGAUGUCAUUAGAGAAGAUAAGUGAGUAAAAAGAUAUGACGGCAGCAGCGAUUGAAUCCAUUGUUAGAAAAAAAAACAGGAGUACCCUGAGAAAACCCAUCAACUCGGGGCAUCAUGCAUGCACCAUGUUCACCCACCUGCGAAAAAUAUUUUUUUUUUAUGUUUUACUUCCUUCUGAAUCGAAACUAUUUCGGGUUGCUAUAAAUAAAAUGAUCUGAGCUCUUAAUUGGCCUGUCUAAUCAGGGGUGUCUUUAUGUUAGUGAGGCGGGAUGAUAAAUGCAAUGCUCGUGGUGCUUCUAGCACGUUAUUGCAUCUAAGAGCAAGGCUGUGGACUGGCACGCAGUUUUGUCGUUGUGCAUAGGACAACUUUGAGAUUUGAUUGGUAACAAUAACAUUAGAUGGCGGAGAUAUUAAGAUAAGGUGUAAUGCGAGUCCCAAAAGUGUUUUCAAGGAAUCUCUACCAGGAUUUUCAGCUAUAAAAAUUAUUCUGAAACAUGCAUUUUAGCCAUUGUCAUUCUUCUAAAAAUACUUUUUAAAAACUAAAUAUGGAAACAGAACUACUCAUUCGCUCUCAGCCUAUGCUUUAAUGUUUUUUGUAAACAGAUACCACUUGUUUAUUUUAAGCAAUUUUUAAAUCACGUGGUUUUUUUCUGAAGUACUGCACAGAUAAGCAGUUGGCCCUUAACCAUCGUAGCCCCUUUUAUGAUUAAAAUGGUACCCAAUUAUAAAGCUACAAUCAUUAAGUAGCUGUAAAACUAGCAAUGAAAAAAAGAUAGCAAACUGACCAACAACUGUUGAUGAAUGAAAGAAAGAAUGAAUGAAUGAAUGGUUUUUGUUUCGAAGUCUUUGAUAAAUGAGAAGUUAAUUGUAUACACAUUAACUUUGACAGGUUAUUGAUAAAAUUAAUACGAAAUUCUCUACAUACAAAAAGGACUUGUGAACAAUGUUACAAUUAAAAAAUAAAGCCUUGGUCAAAUGCUUUUGUUUAUUAACCAAUUAAAAAUAAUAUUAAUUGAUAGUAACAGUAAUAAAGUUUUUUUACAUUGUUUUACAUUAUUUGGGAUUUCUUCAUCGGACUUUUUGUAUCUUUUAAAUAUUGCAUUAAGUUUCCUGGAAAACUUUUAAAAACAUUUUAGAGUGCUGUAUUGUGAUCCUUUCAGAAUUCAGAGUGAAUUAGUACUGAAUAAGAGAUACGAUAGUGAAAUUUUUGAAUUAAAAUUGUUCCUACUCAAACAGCAAAUGGCUUGCAUGUAUUAAACUGUACAAUUUAUCAGGCUGAAUCUGCUCUUUAGACUUUUUUUUUUUAAUUUUACUUUAUAUUUUGGCAAUUAUAGCCAUGUUUUGUGUUUAUUUUCUUUUAUUAAUAUUUUAAAAUUAUUUAGAAGAGAAAGUGGAGUGAUUUACUAGGUAUAUACAUGUUAUUGUUUAUAUAUUUUUAUUGUUAUUGUAUUAUAGUAACAAAAUAAUGUUGUGUAAUCAUGUUACAUUGUGACAUUAUUUUGUUGUUGCAUUGUAGGAUUAUAGUGAAAAAAAGUUUUUACUGUACAGGAUGUUUUCAUAAUGUAUUGCAAGUGUUGUAAAAAAAAAUUUUCACUAUAUAGUUACAAAUGCUUAGAAAUUUUUGAAGUACUCCCCUCUUGUAUCUACACAUUUUUCCCAGCAAUUUUCUCAGGCCUCUAUGGCUCUAUCCAGAGCGGUCGUCAUGGCAGUUUGGAUUGUCUCAUUGCUGUCAAAACUGUGUCCUUUGAGGGCGUUAUUAAUCCUCGAAAACAAAAAUAAGUUUGCUCGAGCCAAGUUGGGAAUGUAAGGGGGCUGGGGCACUGUUGCGUUGUGCUUCGCCAGGAAUUCACUGACGCGCAGAGUGGUGUGAUGGAGCACCCGAGUGUGCACUGUGGCUGUUUGAAGGUUCCGUGUCUGUGCAAUCAUCCUAACACUCAUUCAACGGGUCAGAGUUCAACAAUUCAAGCACACGAGUCACAUUUUCGGUGGUGUGGCUGCUUGAUGCCGUCAAGGGCAGGGGUUGUUGGUCAACUCUUCCCGUCCUUCCUCAGACAUCUUCAACCACCUUGAAACUUGUGAAGAUGAUAGAGCAGAGUCCCUGGUAUAACCGUCAGGGGCUUAGCUAGGGGGGGGGGUUAGGGGUUCAAACCCCCCCCUUGGCACCAAAUCUUUAAUUAAUUUCUUAUUUAUCACUCAAAAAAAUUUCAUAUUAAAAUUAAUAAAAUUUUUACCAUUACAUUAUUUAAAUUUAAGUACCGAAUACUGCUAAAAUAGCACUAUUUUACACCUUAAAAUCCAAAUUUUCCCGGGGGUGGACCGCCGGACCCCCCCGCUUUAAUACGGCCGGGAGGGGAGGGGGCAUGCUUUUUAACACCCCCCAUACACAAAUCCUGGCUACGCCACUGAUAACCGUUACAGAGUUUGGUGCAGAACUCGAUUAUGUACCUUUUUUCGAUCGUUUGUUCUGUCGUGACAUGUUGUUUGCUUUGAGGAAAGUUCCACCAAUUCAACGGUACUGACACAAUGAUUGCUCGGAGCGGACUGACCUUGGGCACGUUGUGAAGUAAAAGUAUCCCGCCUCCCCCCCCCCCUUCCCGACCCCCUCAUCCAGCCCCCCAGUAGAUCGAACACGCUGCAAAGUACAGUCGCUUCACAAGAAAACCACUUGCAUUACUUAAAGAACAAACCCUGUAGUCAUGAUUUGUGUGGUCUUUAUUGUGUUUUUUUUUAACCAUCUGCAUGUAUGUUUCGAAUACCUGUAAAAUUGUGCUACAUUGAAAGACUUUUUGGUGUACUUAAUAAUAAUAAUAAUAAUAAUAAUAAAAAUAAAAUAAUGCAUGUAUAUAGAGUUUAUGUUCAAACUGUAUUGACAAUGCUUACCAGGUUAUUCCUUACAAAAAAAUUUAGAAAAUAUUAUUUACAAUUUUUUUUUCCAUAAAAGAAUGAAAUUUUAUAAACAAUUUUUUAUCAAGCACCAUAAACUAUUUACUGUUAAGCUGAGAUGACAGUAGCCUUUUGCAAACACUGCCGACUACAUAUUAUUUCAAUAGUUUCCUCGGUAGUUGCGAUCACUGAUGCUUCACGCUCAUACGGCCAGGGUUGUUGUGGUUUUGAUCCCAACUUCCCAGCAUGCCUCAUAUUCAUGAGCACUGAGUCGGUAACCAAUUAAAAAGAGCUUCAAUUGAUUUGCUUAGUCGAAGCUUUGCACAGGCUUUGUAAACCAUUAAAUAAAAAAAAUACUGCAAAAUAUAAUUUUAGAAAUAUUAAAACGAGACUUUCAUUGGUAAUCAAUAACUUUAAGAAAAUAAUUAGAACUAAUAAAUAAACAUGAUAUUAAUUUGACAAAUCAGAAGAAAAUAUUAGACUUUUAUAGAGAUAGAAUUUUGAAUCACACUAAAUAAAGUGAAUACAAAGUAAAACUUCAAAACAAAUACAAUCAUGUGACUCUGGGAUAAUACUCCUCUAACAUGACUAUCACAUUGGAGACAUAAAUCAAAUUUAAUAUGGUGCUAAUGUUGUAUUAGUACAUCAGCAUUAAUGCCAGGACAUAAAUUAAUUCUCAAAAAUUAAUGUAACUACCGAGUUUAACUCUAUUUUUCAGGACUGAUUAACUCCACUCGAAGGUAGAAAUACUGAACUUGGCUCGACAUGACCCAAAAAGUGGCAUAUUUGCAAUACAUCACAAAAUUUUUAAACAUACGGAUCCAUUAAACUGAAGAAAUUCUGUAAAGGUUGCUCGAUUCACCUACUAGGAUUGUGCAAUAGUCAUGUUUACAAGUGUCUAGUGUGAACAGUUAGGUUUUUCGUUAAUUAAAUAAUAUUUUAUUAAAUAGGAUUAAGUGUUCUUAGUGAAAUAGUAAACCAACUUUGCAGAUAUGUCAUUGAGCUUGUUGGUUGAAAUUAGCAAAAAACUGAGAUGCCAUUUACUAGCUGUGUUAUUACUGUUCAAAUACAAAAGAAAUGUUAAGUAAUGAAACAGUAGUAUUUUAACUGUUAUGGGGGUUUCAAUUAAAGUGUUAUCUCGGAAAAGCAAAUGCUAGUAGUAUUCGUUAACUUAAAAAUAAAAUAAAAACAUAAUUGCAAUUCUGCAAAACAUAUUCUAUAACUGAAAGUAAUUUGUGUAUCACCAAAAUGCAGUUCAGAUUCAUAAAAAGUAUAUAUCAGAAGUAGACUGUAUUGACAUAAACAUAGGCAUACAUUAAUAAGUUACAUCUAGAAGUAUGCAUAAAUUUUCCUGCCAAUAAGUUUAAUAAUUUUGUUUUAACUUCCACUCUUGCUUUAACCUUUUUUAUUAAGUUAUUUUGGUUACAAUUUAAAAAAAAAUUGGUUUCAAUUUUAGUGUUAAUAAACAUAAUUAGCAUUACAUUUUUUGUUUGAAAAAGGGUAGUUUGCUACUAUUUAGGUUAAGCAGUAAAUGCAACUUGCAUUAUGUAUUCCAGCAAGGGAUUUGCUAUCAAUAUAUGUGUGUUUUAAUGAUUUUAAUUUUAUAUUAAUAGAAUUUAUUUUAAUUUUAAGGUUAUGCUUCCCUUAAAUAAAAACAAAUGAGUUGCUUCCAUCUGUGUCUAUAAUGUGUAGAUGGACGGUACGUUAAUAAUGUAGCACAUUUUUACAUGCAGAUUUGUUGGUGUUUUAUAUAUAUCUAAUAGAAGUAUGUACUGGCCAGUAUUUUGAGUUUGUAUUUCAUGUAUUCACCAAAAUCGAAGGAAAGAAAAUAUGUAGUAGUUAGUGUAGGUAUGAAGGGCUCUUCAUUUUCAAACAUAUUAUAAAAUGCUAUAUAACAUUACUCUUUGCAUGCAUGUAAAUACAUUUUUCAGUGUCAGAUUUUAUGUUUUUAAAUUACUAUUGCAACAAGGGUAAGAUUAUCAUAUCACCAUCAUCUCGUGUAUUUUCAAAAUAUGUGCAUUUGUUUGAAGUUUGAGUUCCAUUUGUGUAUAUGCAUACACACUUUCAAAUUGUUCCUUCUUCAUUUUGGAGUGUUCUUUAGUAGCAUAGUACAGCACGGUUGCUAACCUCCCAGUGAUAAGGCUCUGGUAGGUUUAAGCGUGAAAAUUUUGAUUGUGAUAAUGAAAGAUUUUGAAUAAUUGUAAUGUCAAAAGAGGUUUUUUUCCCAAAGUGACUUACUAGUCAUUGCCAUGUAGAGUAUUUCAAAUGUGGUGAUCCUGUUUUAUCUAAGCUUUGCUGUUUUAUAUCUGUGUUUUCUAAAGUAUUGUUUGUUAUUAUUAUUUUUUUUAGUGUUUAAUUUGUCAGUGUAUGUAUCUAGUGUUACUGGCAAAAUAAAGAAUAUAUGUUAA
Molecule: messenger RNA, 11261 nt
Organism: Bacillus rossius redtenbacheri
Lineage: Eukaryota; Metazoa; Arthropoda; Insecta; Phasmatodea; Bacillidae
Product: inhibitor of nuclear factor kappa-B kinase subunit alpha-like
Exons: 19
Coding region: 330-2777 (815 amino acids)
Biological process (GO): positive regulation of transcription by RNA polymerase II; tumor necrosis factor-mediated signaling pathway; peptidyl-serine phosphorylation
Cellular component (GO): IkappaB kinase complex; cytoplasm
Molecular function (GO): ATP binding; IkappaB kinase activity
Source: RefSeq, a predicted model, not a curated record